Molecule: messenger RNA, 744 nt
Organism: Colletotrichum phormii
Lineage: Eukaryota; Fungi; Ascomycota; Sordariomycetes; Glomerellales; Glomerellaceae
Exons: 4
Coding region: 1-744 (247 amino acids)
Source: RefSeq, a predicted model, not a curated record
AUGAUGCUACGAAGAUCAACAUUCCCACCUUUCAUACACCAAUACCAGGACAAGAGCCAUCUUCCCGAGCCAUUGGCAAACUGUAUGGGUAUUGCGAUUCUGUUCGCAUCUCGAAACGCAGACACGAGUCCGUUCUUAUGGCAAUCAAUUCAAAGGGAGCAGGAGAGAAACCUAAGCGAGAUGACAAGAUUCAGUAGAAAAGAGAUUUUCGCCUCAUUACAGGCAGAGUUGAUUUAUAUCAUCAUGCGUGUUGUUGGCGGCGGAGGCAGCACCCCAGGAGACUGCGAUUACAACACCCACAUGCUGUUAGCCUACGAGGCGCUUUGGAAACAUUUCAUGACCGUAACCGAGACACCUUGCAGUGUAGAGUCCAAGAGCUCACAACCAUGGGAAGACUGGGUCUUGGACGAGUCCCGAAUCAGAAUCGCCUGCGUAUGGUUUCUAGUAGCCCAAGUAGCCACUGUCAAAGUAGGCAUAUCUUGCAGCAUUCUGGACACAUGGAGAGAAUUACCACUUCCAUGUCACAAAAUACAAUGGGGUGCCACAACGCCAGAAUCAUGGGAGGAAGAAACAAAAGCUUUGGGAAGUCUCCCCAACCGAGGCAAGGAAAUGGCUUGUUUUGGGGAGCUUUUGGAAAGUCACCAACGUGCUAGCGAUCAAGUUCAUGCCGAAACGCUUGACAGAUGGAACUCAGGAGCCGAUAACAUUGGAGUGCUUCUAAAUUUAGCCACGGUAUUGAUGUAG